CACAGCGCGGGCCGCAGGUACGGAGGGAGCCGGCGAGCGCAGCGGAGCGGCCGGGCCGGCGCGGCCAUGGGGAAGGUGCAGCUCUUCGAGAUUCGCCUGGGCGACAGCCGCGUCGUCUACAGUCCCGGAGAGCCGCUGGCCGGCACCGUCACCGUGCGGCUCUCGGGCUCGCUGCAGUACCGAGCCAUCAAGGUGAGCUGCAUUGGAUCCUGUGGGGUGUCCAGCAAGAUCAAUGACACAGCAUGGACUGUGGAGGAGCAGUACUUCAACAGCACGCUGUCCUUGGCAGACAAAGGGGUCCUGACGGCUGGAGAGCACAACUUUCCCUUCCAGUUCCUGCUGCCAGCUUCUGCUCCUACAUCAUUUGAAGGCCCUUUUGGCAAGGUCCUGCAUCAGGUGAAAGCUGUGAUAGACACACCUCGCUUCUCCAAGGACUACAAAUGCAACAAGAUCUUCUAUGUUCUCUGCCCUCUCAACCUGAACGACAUCCCUGACAUCGAGCAGCCCAACACUAUGUCCAUCACCAAGAAGUUCAACUACAAGCUUGUGAAAAGUGGCAACAUCAUCCUGACGGCCACGUCGGAUCUGAAGGGCUACAUCGUGGGCCAGGCCAUCCAGCUCCGCACGGACAUAGAGAACAAGUCUGGCCGGGACACCGGCGCUGUGGUGGCCAGUCUGCUCCAGAAAGUGGCCUAUAAAUCCAAGCGCUGGAUUUACGACCUGAGGACCAUCGCCGAGGUGGAAGGCUCCGGGGUGAAAGCCUGGAAACAUGCAGAAUGGAAGGAGCAGAUCCUGGUUCCAGCACUGCCCCAGUCCAUUCUGCAGGGCUGCAGCCUCAUCCACAUCGACUACUACAUCCAGGUUUCCCUCAAGUCCCCAGAAGUUUCUGUCACUCUCCCCAUCUACAUUGGUAACAUUGCUGUGAACAGAGUCCCGCUGAGCCCCUCCCGCUCCAUCCAGCACAUCCCAUCUGUGGUGGUCCCCAGUGCCCCCCCAGAGGAAGAGGAGGCUGCCAGUGGCUAUCACCCCAUGGACAAUGUCUCCAUCCCCACCAAAAGCCAUUCCCAGCAGCAGCCCUUUAGCUACGCCCCAGGACUGAGCUUCCAGGAGAUACGGGCGGACUCGGAGCAGACGGGCUCCCCAAACCACCCCACGCUCUGCCUGUCCACGGGAGCCACUGUCCCCUACUACGCCGAGGGGAACGUGGUGCCUGUCCCCACAGCCAGCUCGCUCAUCCUGCCCCCGGAGUACAGCACGUGGGGAUACCCCUACGAGGCACCUCCAUCCUACGAGCAGAGCUGCAGCAGUGCCAACUCCAGCAUCAGCAAUGGCAAUUAGCCCUCCCCUGCUCUGAGCCCCGCCGGCGCUGCCCACCCUGGUACCACGGGGCACCCGCCUGUGGCAAAGUCUGGUACAGCACAAGGUGUCUUCUUGUCUCUCUGGCUGCUUUGGGGGGGGAGCUGCCACAUCCCAGCCUGGGCUUUUUAAGUCUCUUUCUAGGGAGGGGGGUAAAAAACCAAAAAGAGCAGCCAGAGCAGCCUGCAUGCGUGUAGGAGAGGUCUGGGAAACCGAACUGCCUCCUGCUGCUGCACCAAGUGCUGGAGAGCUGGGUUUGCCGCCGGGGUGCCCUGGGCAGCAGCCUGUUCCAGUACUGUAGUCAACACUAACUGCUUUACUAUCAAAGCACCUGCGAUGCCUUAUCUGAAACACUCCUGACUUGGCACAGCUCCGCUGUAGGGGAAGGCUGGGCUGUGUGGACUUUCUCUCCUCUUUCAGGGCCCAUGUGCUCUCCACAAGUGGUUUUGACAGCCCUUCCUCCUUGUCCUCAGAGGUCCUAAGGGUAGCAGGAGGUUUCUUGGAGUAAGCAGGUUCAGAAGGUCAGGGACUUUUAAAAAGCCAAAAGCACAAGCCCUCGCUGUACCUGAGCUGUGGGGGAGUGACUGGCAGUGUGAGUGGCCAUGGGCAGGGGGGUGGUUCAUGGGGGCACUUGCUGAUAAGCCCUGAUGAGCUGUGGGGGGAGCCUGGUGUUCCAUGGGGUGCCCUUUUCCACCACGGGUGGCUUUUCUCCACAGAGCCCUGUGAGACACAGCCCAUCCUCGCUCGCUGCUGGGCCCUGGCACACAGGACAACAGCACUGGUCACUCUGCGAGCGGGGGGACCACAUCCCAUGUCCCACCUCCCGCCCCUGCAGGGUGCCCUCUCCUCCCAGGCCAGAGUUACGUGACCAUCAAUCACAAAAGUCUGUCUGAUGCUACCUCUGAGUCUGCCCGGGGGCCUGGCCCGUGGCAUCCCUUCCCUCUGGGCCCACCCUCUGCGGGGCUCAGCCUGGGCUGUCCCCAGGAGUGGCUGUCCCUGCCAAGGCAGUGCACGAGGGUGUGUGGUGGCACUGUGUGUCCCCUGAGCCUCAGCAGAAUGUGACAAUGAACACAAACUGCAUGGGAACUGCUGCGCCUCGCCCGCAGCCUCCGCUGCACCCGGCAGUCAGGGCAACAAGCUGGGGUUUCUUGCAAUUUUUCUUUUGUGCUUUCCCCCACCCCCCCCACCACCUUGUUUAGCUUGUUUAGCACUGACUACCCGAGCUGAGGAAACCACAAGUCACAUCCUUCAGAGCCACAGGUGCCCAGCCAGGCUGGAGUUGUGGCCUCCAGACCUCUGGCACCUCAGAGUUGGUCCCCACAUGGCCUCAGGCUGGGCAAGCAAUAUCUGACAGACCUUUAGGAGCAUUUCCAGCUGCUGCUCCUUGCUCAGCCACCUCUGCACACCCCUCAGGCAGCUGGGACAGGCCCUGCUUUGCACUCUUUCUUUGCAAAUGCUUUUUUAUUUUAUUUUUUUUUUAAGCAUCGAACUGCUUUAAGGGUAACGUAGCAAAGGUGCUGUUCUGAGCAGUGCUGGCACAACCACGCUGAUAGAGUGAUUGUCAUUGUCCCUGAAUAUAUAUAAAUAUAUAUAUAUAGAGAUGAAGUUUUGUUUUUAAUGAUUGAAUUCAGAAAUACAAAUUUUAAUGCUGUAUUUAAUAAAUUAUUCUAAGAGAAAUGCUGUGCUUUUCAUCCAUUUCUGAUGCUGAUCCAUGUGCCUGUUCAUGCCAAAUCCAGGAAUGCACCUUGCUGAUUUCUUACAAAAUGAAGUGAGGUUUUUUUGCUCUCACCAGGAAGGGUGGUGACCUCUGCCAAGGCAGCUCGGGGAAAACAAACACAGUGUGGGCUGACCACAGUGCCAGGCUCAAAAUUCCACAUGGCUGGAGGGAAUUUGGCAUCACAUGGGCUUGGCUCUGGAGAGAGCAGCCUCUGCACUGCUGCUCCCCAGGCUCUGUGUCCUGAAGCCAGGAUUUGUCCGAGUGGCCCAGGAGUCUUGGGCAGUGCUCACUGCUGGUGGGGAGGAAGAGGAGAGCAGACUCUGCCUUUAGGAGGAUGGAGAUGGCACAGCCAAGGUCUGGCUGGAAGGGCUGGAGACCAGCAGGCCGAGCCCUCUCCUAAAGGAAUAAAUUUAUUGAAAGUGGAAGAAGGCUCCUCCCCACACCCCCUCUUUGCUGAUCCCAUGUCUGAGGCAUGCAGGUGUUCCCUAAAUGCUGUCACUGCAGGCUGUGAUCUGUGUCCUGGACACAAAGAUCCUUCUUCAUUCUCUGCUCAGCUUAUGCCUCUGCCCAGCUUCCAUGAUUUCACUCUCCUUUGCCUGCCAUGAGCAGCAUUCUUGAUCCACAAUGGAUCAAAGGCAGGUACAGCUCUUCCCAGUGCUCUUCCUCUUCCUCCCACUUGGCUGAACCUGUCUGGCCUGGCUCAGCCUGCCUGCAGCUCCCGUGGCCUUCCUUGCUGCUGGCUGUGCAUAUCCUUCAACCCAAAUCCCUUCCACACCUCUGGAAAAAUUCCUAUAAAGUGUCAAUGCUUCUGGAGCUUCUGGGCUGGGCUGCAGGCUCCUGACCCAGCCAGGCUCUGGGAGAGGCAGAUGGAGCUGGGACCAGGACUGGUUUCCCAGCUCCUUCUCCGUCCCUGGAGCUGAGCUGCUGCUGCUGUGUCCAGCCCACGUUCCUUGGCUGGAAAAUGGGAUUGCUGUUUGCUUGCUGUGGCCAGAGCCCCGGGCUGUUUUUCCAGACUCCCAGCCACCAUCUGUCCUGUCCUCCUUGUCUCACCUUUGCUUUGGGCACAUCCCAUCCACGGUGGAGGCUGUGGAGGAGGGAGCCCUCACCCAGCCCAUGCUGUGCCCUGUGUCUCUGCAGUGCUCCUGAACUUGCUCUCCCAAAUUACAUUUGCUACAAACUGGUCCUUGGGAGCUCUCCUGUACACGGAGUCCCCGUUGGAAAGCAAGGAGCAAACGGGAACGCUCCUGACCAGUGAGGAGUGUCCAUCACCACCGGCUGCUGUGGAGGGAGCAGGAAGGAGCUGGAGCUACACCUCAGGGUGGUCCUCAACCUUUUGGAUGCCAGGGCUGCUCCACAGCACAGCUGCUGUGCAGGGGCCCCUCUCAGCCCUGCGAGGUGGCUCUGGCCAGGGUGAGCAGGUCAUCACCCCGGGGUUGUCUCUGAGCAAGAGAAUUGACAUAACAAAUGACAAUCAGUGUUUUCCAACCCUCCUGCCCCGCCUUGCCUGUCCCAGGCUGCGCAGGGAAGUGAAGCCUGACACAAAGAGCCUUGCUGAUGUUUUAUCGAGCCCUUUGAAAUGGGCCAGGACUGAAAUGGGCAGGAUGGAGGGGUUAGUCCAGCUCUCCUCGAGCCCCCCUUGCAGAGGUGGCCCCAGGGCACAGUCAGCAGGUCCUGGGGUGUAUGAGGGCUUUGGAUGAGCACAGUGGGGCAAACCCAGUAUUUGGGUUUGGAUUUGAGUUUGUCUGCUCACCCUCUCCAGAGAGGAUCAACCCCUCUGCCCUCUGUCCACAGCCCCUUGAAGUCCUGGGGAGCUCCUUUAGGGCCUUGGUCAUCCCUCCCUCCUUUUGCUGAGCACUGGAAUAAAGAGGGGGGAGAAAGCACCCAUUUUUCCAAACACAGCUCUGGGUAAAAAAACUCAGCACCUGGGGAUUCAUUCAAAUUCCUGGCUCAGAUUUUUGAAGCAAUUGUUGCUGAGUUUGUUUGAAAUGGGGAGGGGGAGCAGUGGGGCAUGAGAGAAGCUUGCGAGUUGUUUCCAAACUCAAGUGUUCAAUGGAAACAACCAAAAAUAUCAUUAGUUCUUUUUUUAAAAUUUCUUUUCUGUUGCUUUUAUGUCCUUCAUGGUUUUGUUCUUUUCCUGCUCUCCACAUGCCCCACCUCUGUAUCUUUGGCUUUUUCAGUGUUUGUGUCCCACUAAACUCUACUUUGGCAUCUGCUGUCCCGCUGCCUGCAGGGGAUGGGGAAAGGGGAGUCGGGGGAUGCAAAGGCUCUUCUUUCUUUUGGACAGUGAUUCUUUUUUAACUUUCCACUGAACUUCCAGGAGUUUUGUAAAAAUAGAUAUUUUCUGCUAGGACGUUUUCCUGUUAAGCCAGCACAAGACAGGAGAUACAGGGUGUUCCAGGCUCCAUUUGGGUUUUAUUCUAUAUUUUAAAAUAUUUCAAACUAUCUGCAACAGGAAUGACCCAUCCCUCCUCCCCAAGAGAUACUGGUGAGGUAAAACCCUCAGAACUUGUGCCCUUUCUUGUACCACUACUCAUGGCUGUAAUUCCUUAUUCCUGUGGUUCUCUUUACGGAUUUUGGGGUUUUAUACAACAAUUUGUGAUGGCUCUGUACAACCUAAGACUUCUGUACAAUUUAUAACUGGGUUUUGAAAUGUAAACUCGCAGUUUUCCAUGUUAACCAUGGCUUCUGGGGGGUAUUUUUGUUCUGGGUUUUAACCCCCCAAAUGUAAAGAACUGGAAAAAUGUAAAUAAAGAUGAUCUUUUUUAAGACCA
Messenger RNA from Corvus hawaiiensis (hawaiian crow), 5844 nucleotides. It is a transcript of the gene ARRDC1, whose product is annotated as arrestin domain containing 1. NCBI's taxonomy places the organism in Eukaryota, Metazoa, Chordata, Aves, Passeriformes, Corvidae. Gene Ontology annotation, cellular component: cytoplasm. The coding region runs from base 67 to 1338 and encodes 423 amino acids. Gene Ontology annotation, biological process: protein transport. Gene Ontology annotation, molecular function: ubiquitin protein ligase binding; ubiquitin-like ligase-substrate adaptor activity. The transcript has 8 exons. The record is from RefSeq and is a predicted model, not a curated record.